Molecule: messenger RNA, 1677 nt
Organism: Musa acuminata subsp. malaccensis (wild Malaysian banana)
Lineage: Eukaryota; Viridiplantae; Streptophyta; Magnoliopsida; Zingiberales; Musaceae
Product: peptidyl-prolyl cis-trans isomerase CYP40
Biological process (GO): protein peptidyl-prolyl isomerization
Molecular function (GO): peptidyl-prolyl cis-trans isomerase activity; protein binding
Source: RefSeq, a predicted model, not a curated record
UAAAUGGGUUUCCCCGUUGGGGCCAUUAAUGAGAGAGAGGCUCUCUGCAGUUUAAAUCAAAUACAAGAAGCGCUCCUCCUCUUCCUCGCGCCGCCCACAUAGAGAAGACGAGGCGAGGGAGGAGAGGAGGGAAGAUUAGGGUUUACUCUUGUGGGCAGCCGGGAGCGAGAUGGAGGUAGGCGAGGGUGAUGCCCCGGCGGAGGUGGAGGCGGAGGCGGAGGCGAAGCGGAACCCCCGGUGCUACAUGGACGUUACCAUCGGAGGGGACAUGGAGGGGCGGAUCGUGGUGGAGCUCUUCGCAGGAGUGGUGCCGAGGACUGCAGAGAACUUUAGGGCGCUCUGCACCGGAGAGAAGGGCGUCGGGCCCAAUACCGGCGUUCCCCUCCACCUCAAGGGUUCAUGCUUCCAUCGUGUCAUUAAAGGUUUCAUGAUACAAGGGGGAGAUAUAUCUGCAGGUGAUGGUACUGGAGGAGAAUCGAUAUAUGGAUUAAAGUUUGAGGAUGAAAACUUUGCAUUGAAACAUGAAAGAAAAGGAAUGUUGUCAAUGGCCAAUUCUGGUCCUAACACCAACGGCUCCCAGUUCUUUAUCACUACUACUCGAACACCUCAUCUAGAUGGAAAACAUGUUGUGUUUGGAAAGGUUCUUAAGGGUAUGGGAGUGGUUCGGUCAAUUGAGCACACUCCUGUUGGUGAUGCUGAUUGUCCCACUGUUGAUGUUGUAAUUGCUGACUGUGGUGAACUUCCUGAGGGGGCUGAUGAUGGUGUGUCAAACUUCUUCAGAGAUGGUGACUUCUAUGCUGAUUGGCCUCUUGACCUUGAUGACAAACCGAGUGAGGUUUCUUGGUGGAUGAACGCUGUCAACUCUGCUAAAACAUUUGGGAAUGAUUACUUCAAGAAACAAGAUUAUAAGAUGGCUCUUAAAAAAUACAGGAAAGCUAUGCGCUACUUGGACGUAUGUUGGGAAAAGGAAGAGAUUGAUGAAGAGAAGAGUUUGUUGUUGCGGAAGACUAAGUCAAUUAUACUGACAAAUAGUUCUGCUUGCAAAUUGAAGUUGGGAGAUCUGAAAGGUUCCCUGUUAGAUGCUGACUUUGCAUUGCGUGAAAGAGAGGGUAAUGCGAAAGCUUAUUUCCGCCAAGGUCAGGCAUACAUGGCUCUUAACGACGUGGAUGCUGCAGUUGAAAGCUUCAAGAAUGCAUUGGAGAUAGAGCCGAAUGAUGGAGGCAUAAAGAGAGAGCUUGCAGCUGCUAAGAAAAAGAUUGCUGAUAGACGAGACCAGGAACGGAAGGCAUAUUCCAGAAUGUUCCAGACCUCUGUCAAACCAGAAGAAAAUAACGAGGAAUGGCUGAUGCAAUCUGAGCUUUGUCUGAAUUUUUUUGCAUGAAUUUUCUGGAUACAUGGCUCCUAUACAUCAGAGUUUUGAUUAGCAUAAAGAGUUUUCAGCUGCAGGUAUACAGUUGGGGCUGAGGAGACAAGUUUUCGGAUCCCUUGAGCUGGAAAAACAUGAGAAAUUCUCUCAAAUCAUUUCUUUUCCUUUAGACUUACAACUGACCUUUUUGGCCAUGGAUACAUUCAAACAUUUUGUUGGAUUCUGCAGAUAAAAACUUUUUGUUUCCCAGAUAUUUAAAUACUAUUUUCUGAUCUGGUGCUUUAAGAAAGUAUUACCAUUCUUUGGAUCAA